AUGGAUAGAGAUUAUUUCGUUGAUGAUAUGAGAGUGAUAGAUGAAAUUAAUGAAGUGGUUAAGCAGAUUCCAUUAAUGAGACGUGUAAAAUUUUAUAAAAUUCGUAAGAAUCCACUGGAAGAACUUCAAGAAGCCGAAUUUAAAAUUAAAUACAGAUUUUCUCGCGGUACUACCGUUUUCCCUAUUGACAUGAUGAAAAAUGAUUUGGCCGGUGAUUCAAGAGGUGGAUUUAUACCACCCCAUCCGAAUGUUUUGACUGCCAUAAGAACAUGGGCCCGUGGAGAGAUACAAGAUGAUGCAGGAGAUCUAAGUGGAAUGAGUCAGCCAACAAUAUCACUUGUAUGCAAACAAGUUGCUUUAGCACUAGUAGCACAAAGAGCAAAGUGGAUUAAAAUGCCACAAAGUGAUGUGGAGCGGAACCAUGUGAUUGCAGGUUUUUAUUCAGUAUGUGGAUUUAGACUAUUGAUUGCAUACAUAUUCGAAUCACGAAAACAGAUUCAUUAUAAUCUCCUUAAUCUAUUAUUUCAUAUUAACAAAGCUAUGAGUACUUUGUUUCAGGUUGUGUCAAAUGCUAAUUUAGAGAUCGUGGAUAUAGUGGCACAUUGGCGAGGCACCACACAUGACUCAAGAAUAUUUGAUGAAAGUCGCAUUAAACAAAGGUUUGAGCAGUCAGAAUUUAAAGGCAGGCUUCUCGGAGAUUUUGGUUAUGUUUGUACUCCUUAUUUAUUCACUCCCAAUACACAAAAGAAAGAAAUGUACAACCGGUCGCACAUCAAAAUCCGAAACACUGUAGAACGAUGCUUUGGAGUGUGGAAACAAAGGUUUCGGUGUUUACAACUAGAACUUAAUACAAAAUUAGUGAAUACAAAAGUAUAUAUUGUUGCAUUGGCAAUACUACACAACAUUGCAAUGUACAAGCAAGAUGCAGUAGAAGAUAAUGGAAAUGUUCCAGUCACAGAAUUAGUAAAUAACUCCCUAAGAGGAAAUUCAGUACGGGCAGCAUUUAUUAAUGAAAAUUUUUAA
Molecule: messenger RNA, 1023 nt
Organism: Parnassius mnemosyne (clouded apollo)
Lineage: Eukaryota; Metazoa; Arthropoda; Insecta; Lepidoptera; Papilionidae
Source: the annotation of a GenBank genome assembly